This is a messenger RNA of Drosophila miranda, 963 nucleotides long. Its product is annotated as cyclin-dependent kinase 6-like. Lineage: Eukaryota; Metazoa; Arthropoda; Insecta; Diptera; Drosophilidae. The record is from RefSeq and is a predicted model, not a curated record. The coding region runs from base 1 to 864 and encodes 287 amino acids. Gene Ontology annotation, biological process: regulation of gene expression; regulation of G2/M transition of mitotic cell cycle; signal transduction. Gene Ontology annotation, molecular function: cyclin-dependent protein serine/threonine kinase activity; cyclin binding; ATP binding. The transcript has 6 exons. Gene Ontology annotation, cellular component: cytoplasm; cyclin-dependent protein kinase holoenzyme complex; nucleus.
AUGAAUCCGCCAAAAUUCGACAAAGUCGAGGAUAUGGCCGAUCUGACGUGCCUCAACGAGGCUUCCGUGCUGCACAACAUUAAAGACAGAUACUACUCUGGCUUGAUCUAUAUCAAUGAAAACUUCAUUCUAAGUGCGAGCGAAAAACGAAGCUCUGGAUCGGAUCUACUCAUGUCUAGACUGUUCGAAGUAUGCCAGUUUCUGGAGCGCGACGGACAACUAAUGAUUCUUCUGGUCUUUGAGCACCUGGAGCAGGAUUUGUCUGACCUCAUCGAACGCCUGCCCAAAUCAGGCAUGUCCCCCACCACAAUCCAGCGUCUGUCGCGGGAGCUCCUGACCGGCGUGGACUUUCUGCACUUGCAUCGCAUCAUCCACCGCGAUCUGAAACCGCAGAAUCUGCUAGUUUCCGCUCAGGGCCAUCUGAAGAUUGCCGAUUUUGGUCUGGCCAAAACAUACAACUCCGAAAUGAAGCUGACAUCAGUGGUUGUUACGCUGUGGUAUCGCGCUCCCGAGGUACUUCUUAUCCAGCCCUACAACAGUUCCGUGGAUCUCUGGAGUGCCGCCUGCAUAAUCUUUGAGAUGUUCAACCGGAAGGCUCUGUUCCCGUGCACAUCAGAGAAGAACCAGCUGGAUCGUAUAUUCGAGCUGACGGGCCGACCCACAGAUCAGCAAUGGCCCAAAACCAUCUCUGUGGCACGGGAGCAUUUCCCUCACCGCCUUCCCAAGCGGCCACGUGACUUUUGCCCCAACCUGUGCGAGUUCUCCGAUGACCUGUUGAAUCAAAUGCUGUCGUACGACAUAAACAUGCGCCCCUCGGCCCUGGAUUGCCUAGAGCACGAUUACUUCACGCAGGAGCCGCUUUAAGACAGGGCCACCGAUGGGUACAAUGGACAGAGCUCCCAGACGUAGUCGGGUGGAGUUCGUACGCAUUGGAUGGCCGCAACCAGUGUUUUGUUCUUGUCA